This is a messenger RNA of Lolium rigidum, 1209 nucleotides long. RefSeq names its product putative cyclin-dependent kinase F-2. The coding region runs from base 1 to 1209 and encodes 402 amino acids. Gene Ontology annotation, molecular function: ATP binding; cyclin-dependent protein serine/threonine kinase activity. Lineage: Eukaryota; Viridiplantae; Streptophyta; Magnoliopsida; Poales; Poaceae. Gene Ontology annotation, biological process: protein phosphorylation; regulation of mitotic cell cycle. Gene Ontology annotation, cellular component: nucleus. The record is from RefSeq and is a predicted model, not a curated record. The transcript has a single exon.
AUGCCCGCCCGCAAGAGACCUGCCGCCGCCGUCCUCGCGACGACCACAACAAAAGAGUCCGCGACGUCCCGCAAGAAGAGCCGCAGAAGCACCGACGAAUACGACGAGGUGACCAGGCUUGGCGAGGGCGGCUUCGGCGUCGUCCUCAAGGCGCGCCACCGCGCAACCGGCAAGACCGUCGCCAUCAAGUAUCUCACGUCGCCGGACGACAACACCGAGGAGGAACCAGACGAGGCCGAGCUCCGGCACGAGGCCCGCCUCCUGGAGGCCUGCAACGGGAACCCACACCUCGUCGGCUUCGAGGGCCUGGCGCGCGACACCGCCACCGGAAACCUCCGCCUCGUCAUGGAGUACGUCGCCGCGCCGAGCCUCCACGCCUUCACGCGGAAGGACAGCCGCCACGGCCGGCCGCUUCCUGAACCGAAGGUGCGCGCCAUCAUGCGGAAGCUCCUCACGGGGGCCAAGCUCAUGCACGCCCGCCACGUCGUCCACCGCGACAUCAAGCCCGCCAACAUACUCGUCGGCCGAGACGGCCAGCUCGUCAAGAUCUGCGACCUCGGGCUCGGGAUCUCCAUGUCCGACCCGCCGCCCUACACCCAGGUCGGCACCAUGCCCUACAAGGCCCCCGAGAUUCUCCUGCGCAAGCCGGACUACGACGCGCUUGUCGACUGCUGGUCGCUCGGCUGCGUCAUGGCCGAGAUGCUGGCAGGCAAGACCCUGUUCGAGGACGAUGGCCGCGAAGACCACAUGGACGAUGCGGACCACGUGGCCCAGCUCUGGGCUAUUUUCGGGGUGCUCGGUAUGCCCGACGACCGAACGUGGCCCGAGUUCAAGUCACUGCCGCUCACCGGCAAGGUGAUGGAGUUCAAGUCGUCCCUGCCGCCGACCCACAAGAUGCUUCCUGAGGGGCAGGAGCAUAGCAGGCUCCGGGAUAUCUUCCCGGUGGAGAAGCUAUCAGAGCAAGGAUUUCAGGUAUUGCUAGGGCUUCUCACAUACAAUCCCGACAAGCGACUCACGGCGGCCAAGGCGCUCAAGCUCCCAUGGUUCGCUGCUCAUCCUCCCUCGGCCAAGGCUGCUAAGGUUGAAGCUUUGCCCCUACCGAGAAACAAGGUAUCGCGCUUCAUGGCUCCACUCACGGUAUUGAAAUCGCAAGUCGCUUUAUUUAUAGAGAGAGGCCAAAGACUGUUUCGAGGUAUGUCCCAGGUGUAA